AUACUUUGUCAUCCAAUUUCAUAGAUUGUCUCCUUACUGUGAUGAAAACUUAUUUUACACAAACAUUUCGAGACAAUACGAAAAAAAGCUAUUAAUAAAUCAAUGUUUGAGGAUGCAGCUGAUAAGAAAGUGGUUAAUUAAAUAAUUUCGCUAUCAGUAAUGAUUGAUAUUGUUUUUAGCUCUCAAUAUUAUAAUUUUUCAGUUAGAUGUAACGAAAUGAACGUUUAUGUCAGUGAAAUUUAACAUGUUUAGAAGUAUGAAACUGAGUUAUGUUAUUUAUUGUGUUGGUCUGUUAGUUUUAAUAGCAGAUGCAAAGUAUCAGCCCAAUUGGGAGAGCUUGGACAGCAGGCCUUUACCAGAUUGGUAUGACAAAGCUAAAAUAGGAAUAUUCAUUCAUUGGGGUGUUUUUUCAGUCCCUAGCCUCACUUCAGAAUGGUUCUGGUUUGAUUGGUUCUAUCCUGACCAUAACCCAAAACUUCAUUCUCAAGUAGUUAAUUACAUGAAUGCAGCUUAUAAACCUGGAUUCUCCUAUCAAGAUUUUGCCAAAGAUUUUACAGCAGAAUUUUUCAAUGCCACUGAGUGGACGGAGAUUAUAGAAAAAUCAGGAGCCAAGUAUGUUGUUCUGACAACAAAACAUCAUGAUGGAUUUGCAUUAUGGCCAUCAAAAUACUCUUAUAGUUGGAAUUCUGUAGACAUUGGACCACAUAGGGACAUAGUAGGCGAACUGGCAAAUGCCAUUAGAAACAGCACGCAUAAAAUUCAUUUUGGUCUUUAUCAUUCUUUAUAUGAAUGGUACAACCCAGUGUAUGUAGCAGAUCGAUCAAGUAAUUUCUCCACUCAAUUGUUUGUCAAUAAUAAACUAUAUCCUGAAAUGGUUGAGUUAAUUGAAACUUAUCGCCCUGAAGUUUUUUGGUCUGACGGUGAAGCAGAAGCUCUCAGCAGUUAUUGGAAAUCAGAAGAAUUCUUAGCAUGGUUGUACAAUGAUAGUCCAGUUUCUGAUGUUGUUGUUGUUAAUGACCGUUGGGGAACAGAAACAGCAUGUAAACAUGGCGGUUUUUAUUCUUGCGCUGACCGCUAUACACCUGGAAGUCUCCAACUACAUAAAUGGGAAAAUGCAAUGACAAUUGAUAAAAACACUUGGGGUUACAGUAGAUUAUCAAAUGUGGAAGAUUAUUUAACUACACAAGAAUUAGUAGAUUCCGUUGUACAAACAGUAGCAUUUGGUGGCAACAUUUUGAUCAAUAUUGGUCCUUCAAAGGAUGGAAAGAUAGCCCCUAUUUUCCAAGAAAGGUUGGUAGAUUUGGGUAAAUGGUUGAAUAUUAAUGGUGAAGCAAUAUAUGAAACUGAACCUUGGAAACUUUGUCAAAAUGACACUACCACGCAUAGUGUAUGGUACACAACUAAGAAAAACUCCUCAGAUAUAUAUGCCAUCAUGCUUCGGUGGCCUAAAGAUGGCUUUUUACAUCUUUCUUGUCCCUCCCUCCACCUAGACAAGGUAUACCUUCUAGAACUGCGAAAUGUUAGAAUUACAUGGACGGUAUCUGAAGGUGUGAUUACUUUAAAACUACCUCAAAAGAGCAUGGUAGAUAUGAAUUGGGGAUGGGCGAUAAAAAUUAGAAAUGGUAAGCAUUCACAUUUUAAUAAGUAAGCAAGAAAAAGAUGCUUUAAGAUUCAAAUAAUUCAAAUUGAACAAUUGAAAUAAUUUUCAAUAUCAAUUGAUUUCUUUGAUUAUUUUAAUUUGAAUAAACAGCUUUUGUAUCACUGCAUCUGAAGUUAAAUAGUG
This is a messenger RNA of Nezara viridula (southern green stink bug), 1783 nucleotides long. Lineage: Eukaryota; Metazoa; Arthropoda; Insecta; Hemiptera; Pentatomidae. The record is from the annotation of a GenBank genome assembly.